AUGAAGCAAGUUGCUGAAGAUUUGCCUGAGGAUUAUGAUAGUGAAGACUUGGAGGUUGAAGUUCGUAAUGAUUUGAAGGAAUGGGAUUUAUAUUUCAAGCCUAGUGAAAAGAUUCAGGGAAAAGUGAUGUUAUUCCCUAAUCAGGAUAACAUUGUUGUCAAAAAUAUUAAUUCCAAGUUGACUAAAGAUCAACGUAAGUUGUUUCGUGGUACUUGUUUUGGUUAUUUUUUGGAUAGCCAUCCUGUUGGUUUUCAGUCUCAACUAGUUCAUAAUGCCUUACAUAGGGAGGUAUAUCAGAAAAAUGAAAAAGAAAUGUGGUUUAAGUUUGGUGAUGAGAAUUUCAGAUUCAGUUUAGCUGAGUUUGCUGUUGUUUCUGGUUUACUGUGUGUUGGUGAUGCCGAUUUGAGUAAGUAUACACACAGAGAAAAUGCUUUUGUUGAUCGAUAUUUUUGUGAUCAGACAGUGACUGUUAGUGCUGUUGAGCAUAGGUUUAUGUAUAUUGAUUUCAAGUCAGAUGAGUAUGCUGUGAAGAUGGCUGUUUUGUACUUUGUUACUAAUUGUUUGAUUAGUAGCGUUUACUCAAAAAAAGUUCCUGUUAAGAUUUUGAACAUAAUUGGGGUUGAUGAGUAUGGUAGUUUUCCAUGGGGUAUACCAGUGUUUGAAUUAACUUUGCACAAUUUAAAGAUUGGUCUGAGGGGUGUUAUGAAGGGAAAAGGUGUUGCUAAGCCUCUUGCUAAGGUUAAAGGGAAACAUUUGGAAAAGGGUCAUCGAUCUUAUAAACUUCCUGGUUUACCUUUUGCAUUUUUGGUUUGGUUGUAUGAAACCAUUCCUUUGUGCUUGAAGGCAAGGUUUUGUUCCUAUGAUUCUGGUAAACCAUAUAGGUUUUGUAGAUGGAAGAGUAUUGGAAAUCCAAAUUCAAGUGAAGUUGAGAAGAAAGUUCUAUCUUCAAAUAAGCUGAAAGGAAAACAUAUUGUGCCUACUGAAAAUGAAAGGAAUGGUUUAUUGGUCCUUACUGGAAUGGAGUUUAUUGGCCGAGAAGAGUCAGAUGAUGACUUUGAUGAUGUUCCAUUCUCAAAGUUUAAUGUUGAUAGAGUUGGAUCUUCUGGUGUACAGAAGGAGUUUACUGGUGGGUUUGAUGUCGAUGGUGUGAUGCGUAAGAUGAAGGAGUUUAUUUCUAGGCAAAAAAAGACUGAUGAGUCUAUUGAAUUUAAUGAGUUGAAGGAAGCUAUUGAAAAUGCAAAAAUUUCUAAAGAUGGAAAUGAUAGUCCUGAUGAGAGCGACGGCAAGAAUGAUGAUUUAAAUGAUGUUGAAGUUUUUGAUGUGAAAAGUCAAGAUGCAAUUGAAACUGUUGGACUCGAUGAGAAUAUUCAAUAUACUCAGGUUUUUAAUGAUGAUGCUCCUUCAUUUGAUAUUAUGAGUUUUAUUUCUAGUAAACCUGAUUGGUUUACUGAAGAAAAAAAGAAUACUGAUAAAUUGAAUGAUGAAGAACAGGUUGUUGAUGAUCAUGGCCUUUUUAAGGAUGUUGUUAAAAAAUCUAAGGAGGAUGAAGAUGAUGGUGGAGAUGACCAGGGUUUGGGGGGUGGUGAUGCUGUUAAAGCUAUUGGUUCAGAUGGGACAAAUAAAGACAAUGUUGAGGGAAAGAAUACUGAAGAAGCAAAAGAUGUUGCAGAUGGGAGUAAUAAAGAUAAUGUUGAGGGCAGAGCAGUUGAUGUAGAUGCAAGUGUAAAUGAUGUUGAAGGUGUUGCUAGUAAGGGAAAGUUGUUUGAUAGUCAAGGCACUGAGGAUAGUAUCACUGUGUCUGCUUUGGAGAUUAUAAAUGAAAAGAUUGAUGCCUAUGAGGGAAGCAUUAAAAAGGAUAAGUCUUUAAAUAAAUUAGAGGCAACAAAUGCUGAUGUUUUAUCUACCUAUGGGUUGGACAAGACUGAUGUUGUUGGUGUUGAGAAGAAACAUGGUUCUCAAGAAAGCUUUUCUGUAUCUACCAUGGAGGUUGUUAAUGAUCAUUUGGUUUCCUAUGAAGACAGUUUGAAAAAGGGAAAGUCUAUAAAAUUGGAGGAAGAAACUCCUACAGUUGGAAAUAGAGAGAGGAAACCUAGUUCUGUAUACAACAGUCCGUAUACCACAGAAUUUGGUUCAGGUAGUAUUGUGGUUUAA
Molecule: messenger RNA, 2151 nt
Organism: Cannabis sativa
Lineage: Eukaryota; Viridiplantae; Streptophyta; Magnoliopsida; Rosales; Cannabaceae
Exons: 11
Coding region: 1-2151 (716 amino acids)
Source: RefSeq, a predicted model, not a curated record